Molecule: messenger RNA, 1892 nt
Organism: Priapulus caudatus
Lineage: Eukaryota; Metazoa; Priapulida; Priapulimorpha; Priapulimorphida; Priapulidae
Product: splicing factor 3B subunit 6-like protein
Exons: 4
Coding region: 68-436 (122 amino acids)
Biological process (GO): mRNA splicing, via spliceosome
Cellular component (GO): catalytic step 2 spliceosome; U2 snRNP; precatalytic spliceosome
Molecular function (GO): RNA binding
Source: RefSeq, a predicted model, not a curated record
CUGCUGCUGUUCAUUUGUUGUUUCCCAGCUGAUUUGUGGGUGAAAUUUACCACACAACGUUUUCAAAAUGGCGAUGCAAAGAAAGACAAACGUGAGGCUGCCCCCAGAAGUCAACAGGAUUCUCUAUGUGAGAAAUCUACCAUACAAAAUUACUGCAGAGGAAAUGUAUGACAUCUUUGGAAAAUAUGGUGCGAUUCGGCAGAUUAGAGUAGGCACAACACCAGAAACAAAAGGAACAGCAUUUGUGGUAUACGAAGACAUAUUUGAUGCCAAAAAUGCUUGUGAUCAUCUCUCUGGAUUCAACGUGUGCAAUAGAUAUCUCGUUGUCUUAUACUACCAACCAAAAAAGGCUUUCAAGAAGAUGGAUCAGGAUAAAAAGAAGGAAGAGUUGGAUAAAAUGAAGACGAAAUUUGGAGUUAGCACAGAUGAGAAGUAACCUGAAUAAUGAUAACUACUAUAUAGGGGUAAAAAAUAUGAGAUAAAAUGUAUGAUAGUCUGACAUUACAAAUAUAGGUUCAAAAUAUUUACCAGGUUUCAUUACACUAUUGAAACUAUAGCGUACAUAUUCUUAGCCCAUAUACGUGAUGUGGAAAAACAGGUAACAUAACUAGAAUCUGAGCUUGGCUAAAGUUUAGCAGAAAUGUGUAUUUGUUUGUCACAAAUUUUUCAAUAUGUGUAGAAAAUAUGGUAUGAUAGAUAUCUGGACUGCAGAUUAAAUGAUAUGAAGUUUCAAUGCAUUCCAAAGAUUCCAAAUCGAGGAUCUAUCGAGUCCUUUGUUAUAGUUCCAGCGUAUUUUUUUUGGAAUUCUGCCAAGCAUUAUAAUUUCAAAGUAAUAUGACUUGACAAAAUUAUGUUACAAACUCCUGUUCACAUCAUGCACUGGUCAGUCCAUCUCUCUCCAUCAUUCUUCAUCUCUCUCUCUCUCGCUCUCGCUCUCCGUCGAUCUUCGUUUCUCCUACUCUUGCUGUUGUUCCCAUCUCUGUCUCUCUUCCUUCGUCUCUCUUGCUCUCUUGUCUGCUCUCCGUUUCGCUCUCACCAGUUUUCUUGCCAGCGGUGUACCCAGCGACUCUUGUGUCUUAUGGCCCGUAGAUCGGCAUAGUGGAGUAUCUUACGUUGCGUCUGCAAAGGAAUACCCCGGUUUUGGACUGUCACUGGCUCCAAAAUGUAACGUUGACGUACGCUUGAUAUGUAUGAAUAAAGAAGGAAUCCAACCUUGUGUAUUAAACUGCUUAAACAUUAAUAUCUGACACACAGUGUAGUCACAUCUUGCACAGAGAGACAAAGAAACGCGCACACGCGCGUAAACGCGUGUGCUUACUCCCGCGACCACAACCAGACUCCCGACUCCUAUAUCUCUCUUCUAUCUCCUCCUCAAUCUCUUCUAACCGCCUAUAUAUUACCGCCAAAACCCAUACAUCCUGAGCGCACAUGUCACCCGUUCUCCCAGACUGCGUCCUACCUCCAUUUCACAAUAACCCUAGAAACGCCCGAUCUAAAACACGUUUAUCAUUCUCCGUAUAACAUCAUUCUAGCCGCACAAGAUGCGCGACGCUCUGUCUACAUAGACUACUACUAAAUCAACCCCCAGCCUAGCCUCGCUGACUAAUUCAUGCAACAUUUGUAAAACAUGUUACAUUAUCAUCAAACAUGUCAAAGAACAGAUACUGUAAAUAUUCAUCUUUUCCACUGUAAAUAGUAAUUGUAAAAGAAUGUUUUGUGUAGUUUAUUGCUAUUAGCCUACAUUGACAACUUGUUGAUGUAUUGUAUGCUCGUUUAUCAUGUCAUAUGUAAAAUCAAGCACCAGCCAGGCUAUCCAAGUUGUACUAAUUUUGCAACUGUAUUCAUAUUGCACAAUGUACAUUUAAUAAAAAUGUAGAAUCUGUUGCAAACUA